Bombus pascuorum is the source of this 4465-nucleotide messenger RNA. RefSeq names its product neuroligin-2-like. The coding region runs from base 1085 to 4180 and encodes 1031 amino acids. NCBI's taxonomy places the organism in Eukaryota, Metazoa, Arthropoda, Insecta, Hymenoptera, Apidae. The transcript has 8 exons. Gene Ontology annotation, cellular component: postsynaptic membrane; synapse; cell surface. Gene Ontology annotation, biological process: modulation of chemical synaptic transmission; postsynaptic membrane assembly; neuron cell-cell adhesion. The record is from RefSeq and is a predicted model, not a curated record. Gene Ontology annotation, molecular function: neurexin family protein binding; signaling receptor activity.
AUGUUCCUUCGAUCCUUCAUCGCCCGCCAUGUGUGCUGCUUGCCAUUGUCCGAUAUAUCAGACUGGGCCAGUUCGUGGCAAGACGACUACCGUCGUGUUAUCGGAUUUGCAUCGCAGUUCGUUGACUGAACAAAGCUGACUCUCGUUGCAUUGACUGUGUACCGACGAGAGAUAUCCGUGGAGCUUUGUACGAAAUUCGAAAACGAAAAUCACGGUUCAACCGUCUACGCGAAAAGAAGCCACCGAAGAAACUACCAGCGUACGAAUAAAAUCAAGGAAUUGAUUAAUAGAGUUACGAUAUACUGUAGUAAACGAGUCGAGACAAGUGUACAUACUCUGGGAACUGCCAAAUCGUCCCCGAUAUCCUGCUCCGUGUCGCCACAAAGUCUUCGAAGCUUUUUCUCGUUGAAGUUGUAGAAGGAACAGUCGGUAAUAGUCGACGCUAGAAGCUAGUCGUGUCGCAGGGGUGGCCAUAGGUAUAGUCGUACCCUAGCCGCCGAUGCUUUCCUCAAAAUCAUUCAACGACGUCGACUCGAGCUCGUCGCUCAUUUCACGAACGACGACGACGAGCCUGAUAAUAUCGAGAACCGACGACUUCCGGGCAUCGCGGAAGUUCGUUGCCGGCCACGCACGUCCUCGAGGAUGGAAUUGAGAGUCUUGCAGCCGAUAAGCGCGCUAGCACCGAUCUUUUUCGAGUUCACGACGAAUCGUUGGACAAUCGAGACGAAACAACAGAGGGCGAAUAGUGGGUUAUACUGGGAGUUGGGUGUGGAUAAAGAAGGUGGAAAGACCGAGAGCAGAUAUAGCAGGGAGGAGAAAUCUUGGAGAUCGAAGGAAAAAGAAGAAAUCGCUAGAUCGGGAACAGUGAUAAACGAAAGUCCGAAGAAGGAAGAAAGUCGUAGAGAGGAUAGGCCGAUAGAAGACACAGAGGGGAGGAAAGAUACGAGAGACGGAGAAGAGAAGAAGAAGGUAAAUAAAGAUAUAGAUCGAGAAGGAAGGGAAGAAGAAGAAGAGGGACGUCCCCUGGCAGGAGGGCCCCACAGAUGCGGGGCCCGGAGGGGCCAGUCCGCGGCGGCGUGACGCGAUGCGGACGUCCUCCUCCUCGUCUCCGAGGAAGAGGAAGAGGAAAUACCUCUCGCCUCUCGAUCCUAUCGAAAAGCUGCCUCCCUUGGACAAUAGUUUCGGCCUGUCGUUUAUCUUCCACGAUGUUCACGACGAGCGUGUCGACACUGUCUUCCACUGUGCUCCGGUGUACCAGCGGUGCCUUCGGCCGGAAGCUGUUGCCGAGAAGCGUCGGCCGUCUACCGAGCUCGCAAUUCGUUCAUCGGUUGAUCAAAUUUUCGGCAACGAGCCGGGAUCGUGGCAUUUUUGCAACGACGAUGGCGACUCGAGGAAAAACGGUAUCGUCAGGAAAGGAGGCGAGUGGAGGGAAGGAUUUGUACAGACUCGUUACGAGAAUAGAGCAGACAGAUCGAAAAAGUGUUUGGCAACGAUCGUCGUGUUCCUCGGACUGUUGUGCGGACAUUGGUGCUCUGGUGGAGCGGAGGCACUCGCUGGUAGCCAGAAAUACAGCACGAGAACAGUCAGGACCAGGUACGGCACGUUGCGCGGUGUCGAGGACAGAUCAUCCACGUCUGUCGAGACUUAUUACGGCGUGCCAUACGCCACACCGCCGAUUGGAGCGUUGCGAUACAUGCCACCGGUUACGCCGACACCGUGGCGUGGAAUCAAGCUGGCGGAUACCAUGCCACCCGCGUGUCCUCAGAAGCCACCGGAACCGGACCCGAGUCUGCCGCGGUCCAAACGGGCUUACCUCGAGAGGCUAGCACCGUUGCUGGCCAACCAGAGCGAAGACUGCCUAUACUUAAACCUCUAUGUGCCCAAAUCUCCUCACGGUAGUACCCCAGACUUAUUACCAGCCCUUCUUCUAAUUCACGGUGAUUCCUAUUCAUGGGGCGCUGGAAAUUCCUUCGACGGCACUGCGUUGGCUGCUUAUGGUCGUCUUAUCGUCGUUUCUAUUAAUUUUCGUCUUGGUGUACUCGGUUUCCUUAAAACAGGUCCGAAAGGGAGCGCGCAAGGAAAUUAUGGAUUGAUGGAUCUGGUGGCAGGCCUUCACUGGUUACACGAGAAUCUCGGCGCUUUUGGCGGCGACCCCGAUCGAUUGACGCUCUUUGGCCACGGUACAGGAGCCGCGCUCGCCAACUUUUUAGCCGUCUCACCCAUGGCAAGAGAGCUGGUCGAGAGAGUAGUUUUACUCGGCGGUUCUGCCUUGUCACCCUGGGCUAUACAGCGUGAUCCGUUAACGGCGAAACGUCACGUCGCCAAUCAGACCGAAUGCUCCGGUGACGUCGAGGCUGACGAUAUCGCACCGUGCCUUCGUUUGCGGAGUUUGGAAGAGCUUCUCGCCGUGCAGUGGGAUACCCCGAGAUUCACUUCCGGAUUUGCUCCUUUCGUCGAUGGGGCGGUCAUGCCUCCGCCGAUCAAUCAGAAUUUCCAACCGACUGCCUCCUCCUCGGGACUGAUGCCCCUGAUACCUGGACCAGGCACGGAGUUUGCUAAUUUCGGCGAUCGAGAUCUCCUGUUGGGAUUGACGUCCGAGGAAGCUUGGAUAAACCUCACCGACGACGAUCUACAGAACGGUUUGAACGAGACCAGGAGGGAUCGUAUUUUGCGCACUUACGUGCGAAACACCUAUCGUUACCACCUUCACGAGAUCUACUCGACCCUCCGUAACGAGUACACGGACUGGGAGAGAGGCGAGCAGAGUCCGUCAGCGAUCUGCGAGGGCCUUCUGUCCCUGCUCGGCGACGGUCAGGUCGCUGCUCCUCUUUUAAGGCUCGCAUUGCUGCACUCGGCGUCCGGAGGACGUGGUUACUUUUUGCAUUUUCAGCUCGGCGACCGACCAAGUCAGAGGGGCGAGGAGGUGCCCUAUCUUUUGGGGAUACCUCUCCUUCGCGGAGAGGUCGUGUCCUUUCUCUUCGCCCAAGCCAACUACACUUUGGCCGAUGAGAACCUGUCCAAACUGCUGGUCCAUUACUUGGCCAACUUCGUAAGACGCGGGGACCCGAACGGCGUCAGCCCGUUGACAUCGGGAUCCGACGGGCUUCCGACCAGCCCGCCGUUUUGGGAUUCGUACGAUUCGAUAAAUCAGCUGUACCUAGAGGCCGGUCGUAGCACGGAAAUGCGGUCGCAUUACAGGGGCCACAAGAUGUCUCUUUGGUUGAAUCUGUUGCCGCAACUACAUCGACCCGGAUACGAAAUCAGCAUGCGUCACCAUCAUCUGGUCGACAGCCCUAGCCUGUACGAAGGUGCGGUGCGCCAGCAGACCGAAGCGCUACCGUUGCCAGCGCCUCCGCUCCCGGUACCGUCACCCACCGAGCCAUCCUCGAUCUCGAGCGCGAUAUCGACCACCGAGUGUACGCCGAACGCUACGGUCGCGACCACCGUGGCGACAACCUCGAGAACUUUGCAGCAUCCGAACUUGGGCCCAGCGCCUAACAAUCUCCUUAGAAAGCUGGCCUCCAGUCAUUAUCAAAGCUACACCACAGCCCUCACAGUCACCAUAGCCGUUGGCAUAUUUCUCUUGCUACUGAACAUUCUCAUUUUCGCUGGCAUCUACCAUCAGAGGGACAGGAACGCUUCGAACGCGGCCGGAGGUUUAUCUUCGGCCUUUGGAGAUAAGAAGAAGGAGGAGCUACUGGAAGCAGGGUGUUCCGGUAUCGAGGUGUCCUCGGGAAAGCAGAGGCUAUCUUCCUUGAAUCUGAUGGACUCGCCGUCUUCGAGUCCGCCACCGCAUAAAGCGAAACUGGCGCAGGAGUUGGAAUUACAGUUGCAGGAGUUUCAAUGUUCUCCGCCUCCAGGCGGAGGCAAGAGAGUGUUAGAACCACCGUUGUACAGUAGAAGUCCGUGCGUCCAGAGGACGCGCACUCCGUCGCCUUGCGUAGACGCGACCACUGCCAGGAUGGACGACGACGACGACGACGACGACGACGACGACGACGGCGACGACGAUGGGGAUAGCAGCAGCGACGAUAACGACGACGAGAAUCUUCCAGAACCUCCACCGCCUCCGAAAGCUCCAGCACCCAACGUCAGCCUGUCCUGUCCAGGAAUCCUCAGGCAACCUGGUACACCCGGUAGCGCCAAGAAACGCGUUCAGAUCCAAGAAAUUUCCGUAUGAGGAGAGUACCUUCUUGCAAUCUCCUUUUGCCGAAAACUCGUUCACCGGCCCAUUCCGAUCAUUCGUAGUAUACCUGUCGAGCGAUCCUCGAUCGUCGCUACUGCUGGCGGUAGUCGACCAACAGCUUCGACCAAGAAGAAAUUCAGCGUUUCGAGCGUUCCAAGCCAAAGUCCGUUGUUGCAACGCGCCAUAACUUUCGGACGUUGCAUAUUCGGCUCUGUCGAGAGUUUCUUCGCGCUUAAGAAUUUGAGAUUCUGCGUAGGCCUACGGCGUUCGAGAGACAUC